AUGAAUCUUACAAGUAUACCGAGAAAACUUUGGGAACACAAGAAAAAGUCGACAUUUGCAUCUCUUAUUGCUUACUUCACGGGAUGGAAGAUAUACAACUGGAAAAGAGACUGUAAUAUACGAGCUAUAUACGCUCGAGAAGCAAAACAGUUUGGUGAUGCACCGUUGGAUUUAGCAGAGCGUUUACGACGUGUCACUGUUUUGGUGGAUAAAACCUGUGCGAGUGCUUUUGAUAGUUUCGAAAAGAAUGCUUUGCCAUUACUUAAUUUAGCUGGUCUACAAGUGGAUAUAAUCAAGCCUAAUGAUAUUUCUGAAUUCAAAACUAUUGCGGAACAUAUUGAUACGACAGAAUGUGAUGCUCUGUAUAUUAUUGGUGGAGAUAAUGCUUUAAGCAUUGUUCUAAGUGCAGUGUGUCGUCAAGAAAAUAAUUCACCGCUACCUAUUGGUGUUUUUCCAGGUGGUUCUGACAAUCGUUCAUUAAUCGGUUUAGUACCUGAUGUAUUUGCAGUUCAAAAUGAUAUUCGUCCAUACUGUGAAAGUGCUAUGGCUCUUAUCGAAGAACAAACUCGACCUAUUUAUUUAUCAAGCAUAAAAUUUGAGAAUUCAGAAAGCAGCACAAAUGAAGGAAAAGAACCACUUUACGGUGUAUCUGGCCUGUAUGCUGGCUGGUACGAUAGGGUUGAAGUAAACAAAGAUAAAUUAUGGUAUUGGGGUGCAUUAAAACGUUGGAUUGCUUAUAUCACAGCUUAUUUACGAUCUUUAAAGCAAUAUCCAGAAAUAGAAUUUAAUAUGAUUUAUGAAGAAUAUUGUGCCGGUUGCUCCAAAUGUCGAUCAUCACAGUCUAUAAAUGAAAAAACCAAACAGCAGACGAAUAGGCAAUGGUGGCAUUAUAUUACUGGUUCGCGUAAUUAUACUGGUGUGAAAGAUAUGAAACCGAAAAAGGAUUACUCAUUAGUACAGAAUGAGAAUUGUGGAAAAACUAGAGAAAUGAAAAUCAAAGCGGUCGAUAUAGCAUUUGAGAAUUUCCAAGACCAGAGUGCAUGCGGUCUUCGUGUUCGUAGUGGAGGUGCUGAACGCAGUAGGAUCAGUUUAUUAAUUGAUGGUUGGACAAGCGACAAAACUGCAUUAAAUGGACGAGCAAGGACUCCAGAGAAAGGUUUGAAAAUCGAGAAAAAAGAAGCGAAGAGAUUACCGAAAGUGGAUGAAGAACUGCAUGUAAGAACAAUUUUCGAACCGGUUAAUGUAGAAGCUCGUCCAGCAAAAACGAAACCAAAAAUACGUAGCAAACUGAAAUGGAAGGGAGAUGUUGAUUUAAAGGAAAAAACGGAUGAAUCGAAGCAUUCUAUCACUAAUUCCGAUAAAGUAAUUGGACUGCAUAUGAAGGACAAGAAAGAAAUCGGUCAGGUAAAGAUAGCAACGAACGAGAAAUCAAGAAAGAGUAGAGAUAAAACUGAUGAACAAGAACAAUCAAUUCUAUUGAUAAUUGUUCGAAAAAUUCUAGAAGAAAUACUUAUCUGGCUUAUUAUUAUCAUCAUUCUUAUCAUUAUGCGAUUUCAGAAUUCCUGA
Messenger RNA from Brugia malayi, 1566 nucleotides. RefSeq lists its product as uncharacterized. The transcript is spliced from 11 exons. Gene Ontology annotation, cellular component: mitochondrion; TIM22 mitochondrial import inner membrane insertion complex. Bases 1 to 1566 code for a protein of 521 amino acids. Lineage: Eukaryota; Metazoa; Nematoda; Chromadorea; Rhabditida; Onchocercidae. The record is from RefSeq and is a predicted model, not a curated record. Gene Ontology annotation, molecular function: acylglycerol kinase activity; ceramide kinase activity; ATP-dependent diacylglycerol kinase activity. Gene Ontology annotation, biological process: protein insertion into mitochondrial inner membrane; ceramide biosynthetic process.